Molecule: messenger RNA, 2007 nt
Organism: Acanthosepion pharaonis
Lineage: Eukaryota; Metazoa; Mollusca; Cephalopoda; Sepiida; Sepiidae
Source: the annotation of a GenBank genome assembly
AUGAUCGAAUGCUUGGCUGAACAUUUCAUAAAAAAAAACAGGCUCAGCAACAUCAUAAAAUUUCUUUCUUUCUUUUCGUUCGUUCUUUCUUUCUUUCUUUCUUUCUAUCUCAGGCUAUUCUUUAUCUAUCUAUCUAUCUAUCUAUCUAUCUAUCUAUCUAUCUAUCUAUCUGUUAUGGUCCGGUUCCUUGUACCACGGUCCCAUAACACUAUCUAUCUAAUUCUCUCUGUUCUUAUCUAUCUAUCUAUCUAUCUAUCUAUCUAUCUAUCUAUCUAUCUUAUCUAUCUAUCUAUCUAUCUAUCUAUCUCAGUCUGUUCAUAUCUAUCUAUCUAUCUAUCUCAGUUUAUUCAUAUCUAUCUAUCUAUCUAUCUAUCGAUCGAUCUAAAAUCAUUUCAUGGCGACAACACGCCAAAAAAUAAGCCCUCUUCUAAUUGUACCUCUGUUCAUUUCUUUCUCUCUAUCUCUCUCCAUCAGUAUGUUCAAAGUAUUCAGCUGCUUCUAUCUAUCUAUCUAUCUAUCUAUCUAUCUAUCUAUCUCAGUCUCUUCAUUAUCUAUCUAUCUAUCUAUCUAUCUAUACCAGUCUCUUCAUUAUCUAUCUAUCUAUCUAUCUAUCUAUCUAUCUAUCUAUCUAUCUAUCUAUCUAUCUAUCUCAGUCGCUUUAUCUUAUUUUGUUCAUACGAGUUUUUAUUCAUAUCUAUCUAUCUAUCUAUCUAUCUAUCUAUCUAUCUAUCUAUCUAUCUAUCUAUCUAUCUAAUUCUCUCUGUUCAUAUCUAUCUAUCUAUUUAUUUAUCUGUCAAUCUAAUUCUCUCUGUUCAUAUCUAUCUGGCUAUCUAUCGAUCGAUCUAUCUAUGUAUCUAUUUAAUUCUCUCUGUUCAUAUCUAUCUAUCUAUCUAUCUAUCUAUCUAUCUAUCUAUCUCUUCUUGCUAUAAACGCCUUAUCACUCUCUCUAACAUAAAAUAUUCAGCUCUCUCUAAAUAUAUUCUCCUUUUCUAUCAAUCUAUCUAUCUAUCUAUCUAUACAGGUACACCAAUCUAUUCACCACUCUCUAUAUCGCAGUUUCGUUUUCUAUCUAUCUAUCUAUCUAUCUAUCUAUCUAUCUAUCUAUGUAUUUCAGGCCAUUCUUCAUCUAUCUAUCUAUCUAUCUAUCUAUCUAUCUAUCUCAUGCUGUUUUCUAUCUAUCUAUUUCCAGUCUGUUAUCUAUCUAUCUAUCUAUGGAUCCAUGCUAUCUAUCUAUCUAUCUAUCUAUCUAUCUAUCUAUCUAUCUAUCUCAGGCUGUUCUUUAUCUAUCUAUCUAUCUAUCUAUGGAUCCAUGUUGAUAUCUAUCUCUCUAUCUCUCUAUCUAUCUAUCUAUCUCUGGCUAUCUAUCUAUCUAUCUAUCUAUCGUACAUUGUUCAUAUCUAUCUAUCUAUCUAUCUAUCUAUCUAUCUAUCUAUCUAUCUAUCUAUCUAUCUAAUCCUCUUCUAUCUAUCUAAUCCUCUUCUAUCUAUCUAUCUAUCUAUCUAUCUAUCUAUCUAUCUAUCUAUCUUAAUCCUUAUCUAUCUAUCUAUCUAUCUAUCUCUCUAUCUCUCUAUCUCUCUAAUCCUCUUCUAUCUAUCUAUCUAUCUAUCUAUCUAUCUAUCUAUCUAUCUAUCUAUCUAUCUAUCUAUCCCAGCAUUCAUUGUUCAUAUCUAUCUAUCUAUCUAUCUAUCUAUCUAUCUAUCUAUCUAUCUUAAUCCUUAUCUAUCUCUCUAUCUCUCUAAUCCUCUUCUAUCUAUCUAUCUAUCUAUCUAUCUAUCUAUCUAUCUCUAUCUAUCUAUCUCAAUUUACUCCUAUCUAUCUAUCUAUCUAUCUAUCUAUCUAUCUAUCUAUCUAUCUAUCUAUCUAUUAUGUUCAUCUAUCUAUCUAUCUAUCUAUCUAUCUAUCUAUCUAUCUAUCUGUUUGUUAUCUAUCUCUAUGUUUCUCCCUGUUUUAUCUUUUCUUUCUCUCUCUUCCUCUCUCUUUCUAUCUAUCGCAAAAUGGAAAAAAUGA